Molecule: messenger RNA, 5639 nt
Organism: Mandrillus leucophaeus (drill)
Lineage: Eukaryota; Metazoa; Chordata; Mammalia; Primates; Cercopithecidae
Gene: CEP164
Product: centrosomal protein 164kDa
Exons: 32
Coding region: 336-4556 (1406 amino acids)
Molecular function (GO): protein binding
Source: RefSeq, a predicted model, not a curated record
GGCGUCCCUGGAAGCGGGGGGAGCGGGUGGGUGUCGGGUGGCGUUGGGGGAGCUGCGCCUCGCCCAGAGCCUCGCCCGGAGCCUUCCGGGGUGGGGGAUAGUUGAGGACCUCAUCGAGGGAGGGGUUGGGCGGCGGGGAAGGGAGCGUGGCGGGGGUGCAGAGGCACGCUCUCAAGCCAACCAGCUUGAUGCGCUCGAGUGUGGGCGGGGACUGAGGGAAGAAGAGAAAAACUGACUGCCAGGCGACGGUUCCUCCGUUUGAAAUCUCGCCGGCUCCUGAGCGGGCCACCGGGCCCGGGCUGGGGGUCUGGCGGGUGUUUGAGCCCAGAUGAGUCAUGGCUGGACGACCCCUCCGCAUAGGAGAUCAGCUGGUUCUGGAAGAAGAUUAUGAUGAGACCUACAUUCCUAGUGAGCAAGAAAUUCUUGAAUUUGCCCGGGAGAUUGGUAUUGAUCCCAUCAAGGAACCAGAACUGAUGUGGCUGGCGCGGGAGGGCAUUGUGGCCCCACUGCCUGGGGAGUGGAAACCAUGCCAGGACAUCACAGGUGACAUUUACUAUUUCAACUUUGCCAACGGGCAGUCUAUGUGGGACCAUCCAUGUGACGAACACUAUCGGAACUUGGUGAUCCAAGAGCGGGCAAAGCUGUCAACUUCUGGGACCGUUAAGAAGAAGAAAAAAAAAAAGGAAAAGAAAGACAAGAAGGACAAAGAGACCCCCAAAAGUUCCCUGGCCCUGGGUUCCUCAUUAGCCCCAGUUCAUGUUCCUCUUGGGGGCCUGGCUCCUUUACGAGGCCUUGUGGAUACCCCACCCUCUGCCCUUCGUGGAUCUCAAAGCGUGAGCCUGGGGAGCUCAGUGGAGUCUGGACGUCAGCUUGGAGAACUCAUGCUGCCUUUGCAGGGUCUCAAGACCUCUGCUUAUACAAAGGGUCUCCUGGGCUCCAUACAUGAGGACAAGACUGCUCUCAGCCUCUUGGCUUUAGGAGAAGAAACUAAUGAGGAGGAUGAGGAGGAAAGUGACAACCAGAGUGUCCACAGCUCAAGUGAGCCUCUUAAGAACCUACACCUGGACAUUGGGGCACUGGGGGUUGACUUUGAGUAUGAGGAGUCUCUAAGAACAAGCCAGCCAGAGGAGAAGGAUGUUUCUCUGGAUUCAGCUGCUGCCAGUCCCCCUACUCCCUGCAAGCCGUCCAGCCCAGGUGCAGACAGCAGUCUGAGCAGUGCUGAUGGCAAAGGGCGACAGGGAAGUGGGGCAAGACCUGGGCUCCCAGAAAAAGAGGAAAAUGAGAAGAGUGAACCUAAGAUUUCCAGGAAUCUGGUGACCUCCAAGGCAGACCCUAGGGGCAAUGACCAUGCCGAAGCCUCUGAAAAGGAGGCACCAGAGGACACAGUAGAUGCAGGAGAGGAGGGUUCCAGGAGGGAAGAGGCAGCCAAGGAGCCAAAGAAGAAGGCUUCUGCUCUAGAAGAGGGCAGUUCAGACGCCAGCCAAGAACUGGAAAUUAGUGAACACAUGAAGGAACUUCAGCUCUCAGACUCCAUAACUUCUGACCCCAAGUCCUUCCAUGGCCUGGACUUCGGUUUUCACAGCCGGAUCUCGGAGCACCUGCUGGAUAUUGAUGUGCUUUCCCCGGCCCUGGAUGGAACUCGUUGGCAGGCCCAGCAACCACUGGGAAUAGAAGACAAGGAUGACAGCCAGUCCAGCCAAGAUGAGCUGCAGAGCAAGCAGUCCAAAGGCUUGGAGAGGUUAUCUCCUCCACUUCCACAUGAGGAGCGGGCCCAGAGUCCCCCUCGAAGCCUGGCCACCGAAGAAGAGCCCCCGCAGGGCCCCGAGAGGCAGCCCGAGUGGAAGGAGGCAGAGAAGCCUGGGGAGGACUCUGCAGCCAGCCUCAGCCCGCAGCUCUCCCUCCAGAGGGAGCAGGCCCCAAGCCCACCUGCUGCCCACGAGAAGGGCACGGAGCAGCAUUCCCAGGCCGAGGAGCUGGGCCCUGGGCAGGAAGAGGCAGAGGAGAAUGAGGAGAAGGUGGCGGUCAGCCCCACCCCGCCAGUCUCUCCAGAGGUGCGAUUCACAGAGCCUGUGGCUCCCCCAAAGCAGCUCUCAGAGGCUGCACUAAAGGCCAUGGAAGAGGCAGUGGCCCAAGUACUCGAGCAAGACCAGAGGCACCUGCUGGAAUCGAAGCAAGAGAAGAUGCAGCAACUGCGGGAGAAGCUGUGCCAAGAGGAGGAAGAGGAGAUUCUCCGGCUUCACCAGCAGAAAGAGCAAUCUCUCAGUUCCUUGAGGGAGCGACUGCAGAAAGCCAGUGAGGAGGAGGAGGCCCGGAUGAGAGAGAAGGAAAGCCAGAGGCUAUCCUGGCUCCGAGCCCAGAUCCAGUCCAGCACACAAGCAGAUGAGGACCAAAUCAGGGCUGAGCAAGAGGCUUCCCUGCAGAAACUGAGAGAAGAGUUGGAGUCUCAACAGAAGGCUGAGAGGGCCAGCUUGGAACAGAAAAAUAGGCAAACGCUGGAGCAGCUCAAGGAAGAGAUGGAGGCUUCGGAGAAGAGCGAACAGGCUGCCCUGAACGCUGCUAAGGAGAAGGCUCUGCAGCAGCUGAGGGAGCAGCUGGAAGGGGAGAAGAAAGAAGCGGUGGCAAGGCUGGAGAAGGAGCACGGUGCUGAGCUAGAGCGGCUCUGCUCCUCUUUGGAGGCCAAGCACCAGGAGGUGGUCUCCAGCCUCCAGAAGAAGAUAGAGGAAGCUCAACAGAAAGAGGAGGCCCAGCUGCAGAAGUGCCUUGGGCAGGUGGAGCACAGAGUUCACCAGAAGGCUUAUCACAUGGCUGAGUAUGAGCAAGAGCUCAGCAGUCUCCUGCGAGAGAAGCGCCAGGAAGUGGAAGGAGAGCAUGAGAGGAGGUUGGACAAGAUGAAGGAGGAGCACCAGCAAGUGAUGGCUAAGGCCAGAGAGCAGUAUGAAGCUGAGGAGAGGAAGCAGCGGGCUGAACUUCUGGGGCACCUGACCGGAGAGCUGGAGCGCCUACAGAGGGCCCAUGAGCGAGAAUUGGAGACUGUGAGGCAGGAGCAACACAAGCGUCUUGAGGACUUGCGGCGCCGGCACAGGGAGCAGGAAAGGAAGCUCCAAGAUUUAGAGUUGGACCUUGAAACCAGAGCUAAAGAUGUCAAGGCCAGAUUGGCUCUGCUGGAGGUCCAGGAGGAGACUGCCCGGAGGGAGAAGCAGCAGCUGCUUGAUGUGCAGAGGCAGGUUGCUCUGAAGAGUGAGGAAGCCACAGCCACCCAUCAGCAGCUGGAGGAGGCACAGAAGGAGCACACCCACCUGUUGCAGUCAAACCAACAGCUCCGGAAAAUUCUUGAUGAGCUGCAGGCCCGCAAGCUGAAGCUGGAGUCCGAAGUGGAUCUGCUACAGGCCCAGAGCCAGCAACUGCAGAAACACAUCAGCAGCCUGGAGGCUGAAGCUCAAAAGAAGCAGCACCUGUUGAGAGAAGUGACAGUUGAGAAAAAUAAUGUUUCCCCACAUUUUGAGCCGGAUCUCCACAUUGAGGACCUGAGGAAAUCCCUUGGGACAAACCAGACCAAAGAGGUGUCUUCUUCUCUCUCCCAGAGCAAGGAGGACUUAUACUUGAACAGUGGAGAAACAGAUUGCUGGAAGUGUCUGGUCAUCUAUCUGGAGGCCCCGGGCACGAUCCCUCUCAGAGAGACCAGGCACCUGGAUGAGAUGAAGUCGGCCAUGCGGAAAGGCCACAGCCUCCUGAAGAAGAAAGAGGAGAAACUGAAUCAGCUGGAGUCCUCUCUUUGGGAAGAGGCCUCAGAUGAGGGCACUCUGGGAGGAUCCCCCACCAAGAAGGCGGUAACCUUCGACCUCAGUGACAUGGACAGCCUAAGCAGUGAAAGUUCCGAAUCUUGUUCCCUGCCUCACUGUGAGUGGUGGUGGCAGCAGAGGAUUGACUCAACCCCAGGUCUUACCUCCCGCAAGAUCCAUGGGCUGAGCCACUCCCUCCGGCAAAUCAGCAGCCAGCUGAGCAGUGUCCUUAGCAUCCUGGACAGCCUCAACCCUCAGUCGCCGCCACCGCUCCUCGCCUCCACGCCAGCCCAGCUCCCUCCCCGGGCCUCCAAAAGCACCCCCACCCCCACCUACUACGGCUCCCUGGCCAGGUUCUCAGCCUUAUCAUCUGCUACACCCACGUCCACCCAGUGGGCCUGGGAUUCAGGGCAGGGGCCCAGGCUCCCCUCCUCUGUGGCUCAAACAGUGGACGACUUCCUGUUGGAGAAGUGGCGCAAGUAUUUUCCAUCUGGCAUCCCGCUGCUCAGCAACAGCCCCGCCCCGCUGGAGAGCAGGCUGGGAUACGUGUCUGCCAGUGAGCAGCUCCGGCUCCUACAGCACUCCCAUUCCCAAGUCCCUGAGGUGGGCAGCACCACCUUUCAGGGCAUAAUUGAAGCCAACAGGAGGUGGCUGGAACGUGUCAAGAAUGACCCCAAGUUACCUCUCUUCUCUUCAACACCCAAGCCAACAGCCACUUUGAGCCUCCUGCAGCUGGGCCUCGAUGAGCACAACAGAGUGAAGGUGUAUCGCUUCUGAGGCCCUGAGCAGGGGCUUGGGGCAGCUCAGCCUCUCCUCCACCCAGACCAAGUGCCUGAGGAGCUGCCUGCCUUCUUCCAUCUGAGGAAGCACCCUUCUGCCCCCUUUGACUUGCAGGAGCCACCAGGGACCAGGGGGUUGAGUGGAACAGUAAAGCCACACAUUCUGUGACUAUAUAACCUAUCUCGGGCUAAAAUGUGCGGACUUGUAACGAGCUCCUGUCAUUGACAUGGCAAGCUGAUGGUGUGGCUGUGGGGCAUCAGGGACGGGAGCCCUUUGGGAGGAAGGGAGGUGUUAGAGGAGCUGCCUUCGGAGGCUCAGGGAGUCCCUUUGGAGCUGGUUGUUUCCUUGGCCCUGCAGCGCACUGCUCGGGGCUCCCAAGAAGGUUGUGCAUAUGGUUCUUAGUUCAUCGGGACAGAGACCCCCAGCAUGUGUGUACCCUGGGACCUGGUUUCUCUGGGACCACAUCUAUCUCCAAUACCUCAGCCUCAGAUCAGACCCUUUCUUUUUUGUAUUUCUUUUCUUUCUUAAUUUUUAAAUGCCUUUUUUCUUGAGCAUUCUGUUUCUCUUUUUGACUGUCCAGAGCCCUGCCAGAGGGUGCUGGGGGCUGUCCCUCUGCAGGACUGUGUUUUCCUCGGGGGCUGUCUUCAGGAGCACCCCUCCUGCUCCCUGGGGCUCCUCAGGGAGCCAUUUCAGCUGGAGUCUCAGGUCUCAACACAACUUCUCUGGGAGGCCAAAAAUAGAUUGGGAUGGCUUCUGGUCCUCAUGACGGUUUUUUUCCUCCUAGGACACGUUGGAUAUAUUCAUGGGCAUUGUUUCCAUCUGUCUUUUCUACCUGUGCCACCCCUGCCCUGAUUCCAAGGCUGCCUCAGGCAGGCAGGUAGGCAGGCAGGCAAGGGGCUAGGCUGGUGCCCAGCCCUGGCAGCAAGGGGUCUUGUGCAGUUGGAGAUGCUGCCGUUUUGGCAGGGCGUCCUGCAGCCCCGCUUCCAUCAGCUGGCUCUUGGGUGGGGGCUUUGCAGGGGAUGCUCUCUGAUGUUUGUUCCGUUGUUUAAAUAAAAUGCACCUAUUUUUGUUUUUUUGCAA